AUGGUUGGCAUCGUCGAAACAACUACCUAUGGCUUCAUCGGCCUCGGUCAAAUGGGACAUGGCAUGGCCAAGAAUAUCUGUCUCAAGGCUCCCGAGACCAGCCUCGUGAUCGUGUACGACAUCGCGACACAGGCCACUCAGCGACUCGCGAGCGAGUUCAAGGGCCAGGGUCGGAACAUCCAAGUCGCUACCUCGCCGAAAGAGGACGUCAUCUUCACAUCCGUCCCCCAAGCCGCUCACGUCCGCGAUGUUUUUCUGAACCCUUCUACUGGCCUGCUGGCCGCGCCUAAGAAGGAAGGGCGAAGAAAGUUGUACCUCGAACUCAGCACGAUUGACGUCGCCGUGUCCUCUGAGGUCGCUGCGGCCGUUGUUGACGGCGGCUUCGGUGACUUUGUCGACGCCCCAUGCUCCGGAGGAGCGAUGGGUGCCGAAACCGGAAACCUUUCCUUCAUGAUUGGCUGCCCCGACAAUCUCUACCCCCGCGUACUCGAGCUCUGCAAGCUCAUGGGCAAGGAAGAAAGCAUCUUCCACUGCGGAAACCUCGGCGCCGGCCUCAAGACGAAGCUCCUCAACAAUUACCUCUCCUCUCUCACGGCUCUCGCGACCGCCGAGACCUUCAACAUUGGCAUCCGCGCAGGGCUGGAUGCCAAAACCUCCUCAAGCAACGGGUACAAUGGCGGGUUUUCCAUCGAGCUGUGUCUGGGCGUUUUGGAGCUGGCCGUGAAGGCUGGCGAGGAUCUGGGGGCUACUAUGCCCAUUGGCAAACCGAUGCUCGAGGCGUACAGGCAGGUUGCUGCUGAUGUGCGGUUCAAGGGGAAGGAUUCAAAGGCGAUCUACAAGUGGAUCGGAGGCUCGGAUCCGGACCUUGGGGAAGCGUAA
Messenger RNA from Parascedosporium putredinis, 879 nucleotides. NCBI's taxonomy places the organism in Eukaryota, Fungi, Ascomycota, Sordariomycetes, Microascales, Microascaceae. The record is from the annotation of a GenBank genome assembly.